Molecule: messenger RNA, 3472 nt
Organism: Lates calcarifer (barramundi perch)
Lineage: Eukaryota; Metazoa; Chordata; Actinopteri; Centropomidae
Product: un-named hu7910
Exons: 27
Coding region: 572-2725 (717 amino acids)
Biological process (GO): peptidyl-aspartic acid hydroxylation
Cellular component (GO): endoplasmic reticulum; membrane
Molecular function (GO): peptidyl-aspartic acid 3-dioxygenase activity; protein binding
Source: RefSeq, a predicted model, not a curated record
GAGGAGGAGAAGCUCUGUCUUUCUCCUGCUUUAGCUCAGUAGUUCACUCCUUUUCUUUAUGCUGUUAUCUGUCUUUGGAUCAUCAGUCAUUUGGAAUAUUUGUUCUUUCAGAUUGUUUUUAUCACUUUUCAUUGCUUCACUGAUGUUUUACUUUUACUUCUUCUUUGUGUUGUUUUCUUAAAGUUCCUGUAACUUCUUGAAAAGUUUUUUUUGUCCUUUCAUUUCCUAAAACAAAUAUUUGUAUUUAUUUUCUCUGUGGUUUUUGUGUGACCCGCCAGCUGAGACGGUUUGUCCCGGCCUCGCUGGGUCCUGUUUUUGGGCUCGGCUGAGACCAGAGAAGGUCCAUGCAGCGCUACCGCCAAUAUGGUUCCUCCUCCUACUCCUCCUCGCCCUCCUCAGCUCCUGUAGAGGAGGUCCGCGCCGAGGAGGAGGUGUUUGAGGAGGAGCUGGUAGAGCAGGGAGAGCAGGAGACAGGAGGUGCUAAUGAGGAGGAGGUACCACAGACGAAAGGAGGAGGUAACACCUGCUGUCUCUGAGACAGAGGCCAAGACGCCGCCAGUGGAGAGCAAGAAUGGAAAGAGGACAGAAGGAGGAGGAGGGAGGAGGGGGAGGAGGAGAUGCAGGAGGAGGUCCUAAAUACUCCUGGUUUACCUGGUUCGUGGUCCUGGCUCUGCUGGGGGUCUGGAGCUCCUUGGCCGUGGUCUACUUCGACAUCGUGGACUACGACAGUGUCAUCGCCAGAGCUAAGGAGUUUCACAUGAACUUUUCUGAAGUUUUACAAGGUAAACUGACGGCCUACGACACAGACGGAGACGGAGACUUCGAUGUGGAAGAUGCUAAAGUUCUGCUCGGCCUGAAGGAGGCAGGAAGAGCAGCUGUGAGAGACUCACCUGAGGAGACAACAGCUCCCCAAGUUUUAAAGAGCGAAGAAACCAGUGAACCUGUGGCUGAAACACCAGAGCUGCAGGAGAACGAGCCGACGUCACCUGAGCCUCCGACUGCAGAGACUGUGUCAGAGAGCGACCUCCGACCUGCCCGCGAUGAUGAAGUCUCUGGAUCUCACGAUGUGGAGUCUGAAAUCCAAGCUGCCGUCCCUCUCCCUCCUGCGGUGGAAGACGACUUUGUACCAGAUGAUCCUCGAGGCAGCGUUCAUCCAUACGAGGAUGAAGCCAACACGAUCGACACCACUGGAGUGUUGGUGGAGGAGCCGCCGCCUCAGGAGAGUGUAGUGGAGGCUGGACAAUAUUUGGCAAGCUCCAAACUGUCUCAGGAAGCAGAGCCGGGUGUAGAAGCAGAGAAACAGCCAGAACCAGAACCAGAACCAGAACCAGAACCUCAGACUGAGACGCCUAAAGAGGCAGAGAGCGUCCCAGAGUCUGACGGAACAGCAGAGAAACAGGCCGAGGAGAAGCUCAAAGAAAAAGCGAAGAAGAAGAAACCAAAACUGUUCAAUAAGUUUGAUAAAACUAUUAAAGCAGAGAUCGAUGCAGCAGAAAAACUUCGAAAGAAGGGUAAAGUGGAGGAGGCGUUAAGAGCCUUUGAGACGCUGGUGCAGAAGUAUCCACAGAGCCCCCGCGCUCGCUACGGAAAAGCCCAGGCGGAGGACGACAUGGCGGAGAAGAUGCGGAGUAACGACAUGCUGCAGAGGGCGAUCAACACGUACAGAGAGGCAGCCGAGCUUCCUGACGUGACCCCUGACCUCCUGAAAGCUACGCUGAAGAGACGAGCCGAGAGGCAGCAGUUCCUGGGUCGGAUGCGAGGGUCUCUGGCGACUCUGGAGAAGUUGGUCCAGCUCUUUCCAGACGACAUCAGUCUGAAGAACGACCUGGGCGUCGCCCACCUGUUACUAGGAGACAACAAGGGCGCCAAGAAGGUCUACGAAGAGGUUCUGGCGGUUUCCCCCGGUAACGGCUUCGCUAAAGUUCACUACGGCUUCAUCCUGAAGUCAGAGAACAAGAUUGCAGAGAGUAUACCAUACCUGAGGGAGGGUUUGGAGUCCGGUGAACCAGGAACGGACGACGGCCGUUUUUAUUUCCACCUGGGAGACGCUCUGCAGAGGGUCGGAGACAACAGCGCGUACGAUUGGUACGAGUUGGGUCACAAACGUGGCCACUUCGCCUCAGUGUGGCAGAGAUCUCUGUACAACGUGAACGGACUGAAGGCUCAGCCCUGGUGGACGCCUAAAGAGACCGGAUACACCGACCUGGUCAAGACGUUGGAGAGGAACUGGAAGACGAUCAGGGACGAGGCUCUGGCUAUGAUGGACCAGAACACCGGAGUGUUCAUACCUGAGGAGGAAAACCUGAGAGAGAAGGGAGAGUGGGGCCAGUACACACUGUGGCAACAAGGGAGGAAAGUUGGAAAUGCCUGUGAGGGCGUCCCAAAGACCUGCUCACUGCUGGAGAAGUAUCCUGAAGCUACAGGCUGCAAGAGAGGACAGAUUAAGUUCUCAGUGAUGCAGCCUGGGACUCAUGUGUGGCCUCACACUGGUCCCACCAACUGCAGACUGAGGAUGCACCUCGGCCUCGUCAUCCCCAAACAGGGCUGCAAGAUCCGCUGCACCAACCAGACCAGGGAGUGGGAGGAGGGUAAAGUCCUCAUCUUCGACGACUCCUUCGAGCACGAGGUUUGGCAGGACGCCGACAGCUACCGCCUCAUCUUCAUCGUGGAUGUCUGGCACCCGGAGUUAACGCAGUACCAGCGCCAGACUCUGAGCCCGAUUUAGCCUCAGACCAAGGACAAACCGGGACGCAGACGGACGAAUGUGGACCACAAAAACCUGGUGAGGAUCUUGAAUGAUUCCUCCUCUGUGGAUCAAACAGCUAAAAACACUGACUGCCUGAAUCUGGGAGGAGUUUGACCAACAGACUGUUUUUGUUUGUUUUUUGCCUUUUUUGUGGAUAAACUACUAAAACUGCAGAGGAUUGUCAAAGGACUGAAAAUUAAAAAAACAAAAUAUCUGUUUUUUCUGGGUAAUACUACUGACCUGACAGCCACCAAAAACCAACAUACGGUACUUGUUUUAGCCCAGUUUACAGCUCCUCCUGUCAUGGAACCCUUGAGAGUAUUAUGGUGUUUUCUAGCUCUGGAAAACUUGGGUGUCAUUUCCAGGUGUGUUUAAUUUUUCCCAAAGGUACAGAAUAGUUACUGAGUCUCUGGUGUUACCCAUCAAGUUACGAAGAUAAAUUGUUAAAUGAAAGUUGAAACACUAAAACAGAACAGAAAAAAGCUCAUUUACAUUUUUGAUAAUGUUGCAGGAGUGUUGUUUUUCUCUGAAAUAUCCAACGUGUAUGAACGAUGAGAGAAGAAGAAGUUUAGCUCAACCACUAUGCAUUGUUUCAGUUUAACCAGCCGGGUUUUCAGUUUCACUCUUUCAUCACUUUUGCACAGUAACAAGGAAAUGUAAGAUGCUAUAAAAGAUGAUUUAUAUUUAUAUAAAAAAUACACAAAAAACUGCAACCACAAAAACAAA